Vigna angularis (adzuki bean) is the source of this 1036-nucleotide messenger RNA. RefSeq lists its product as uncharacterized. The record is from RefSeq and is a predicted model, not a curated record. Lineage: Eukaryota; Viridiplantae; Streptophyta; Magnoliopsida; Fabales; Fabaceae. The coding region runs from base 190 to 702 and encodes 170 amino acids. The transcript has a single exon.
UCAAUUAUAUUCAGUAGAGGAGAGUAAAUUAUUAACGAUGUGGGAGAAAGAAAUAGGAUAAUAUAAGAGCGAAGGAAGAAGCAUAAUUUUAAGGAAUAGUGAAAUCCGAGGGCAGAGAGCGAGGUGGGACACGGUGAGUGCUUAGAGUAGAAAGGUCAAAAUUGAGGUUGUUUGAUUUGUAGGCGGUGAAUGGCGCAAGAAGAGGAACCCACAUCUUCACCUAUGCACCCAUCUUCCUCGUACACCUUCCUUCUCAACAUCAUGAGCAAAAGGAGAACCUGGGCAUGUCUUUUUCUCUUUGUCUAUGGAACCCUUUUGGCUUCUUCAUGGAACUUCCUCCAAUCCACGCUUUCUUGGUACAAUCUUCAAGUUCAGUCCUCCACCUCCGCCUGGCCGGCGCUCUACGCCUCCGUGCUUCUCGGCACCGUCUUUGGGCUCCUCUCCAUGGUGGCGGCUCUGAUGGUUAUGGUUCCCGCUGUGCUGGUGACGUGGAUCACGGUGGUGGUGCUGUUGGCCUUCUUUGGGAAGCCUAGAAGGACCCUGGUGGUGGAGGGAAGGAAGAUCACGGGGGAGAUUUUCGGGGUUGUGGUGAGGAUUUUGUUGAAGGAAGGGAAUUUUGUGGCGGCGGUUUGUGCUGUUUUGGGGUACUUUGCUCUUGUUAGAAGGAAUGGGACUCAAGAGGGGGUUGUUGGUGAAUCGUGAAUGGUUGGUAUUUGGUGAUGAAGUGGUUGGUUUUUUGGAUUGUUACAUGGGGUUUGGAAGGUCCUUGUGAUUUGGUAAAGUGUCUUAAUCUGUUUUUUUUUUUUUUGUGGGUUGAGAGUAGGAAGGUGAAAGGUGAAACAGUGAAAAUGUUACUUACUAGGAUGAGUAGAUGCUUAGCUUCCGAUGAUGUCAGGGUAAAUCCCAGUGUAUGUUCUAGCUAAUUCAUUAAUUUUUACUACCACUUACAAGCUGAUCUGUUUUUGCUGAAUCUAUAGAUAUGUUAUUGUUACAAUGAAGUUGUUAUGCUCAAACUCAAUUUAGCUCAUUUUGUUCA